Molecule: messenger RNA, 711 nt
Organism: Papaver somniferum (opium poppy)
Lineage: Eukaryota; Viridiplantae; Streptophyta; Magnoliopsida; Ranunculales; Papaveraceae
Product: F-box protein At3g07870-like
Exons: 1
Coding region: 1-711 (236 amino acids)
Source: RefSeq, a predicted model, not a curated record
AUGGGACGGGUUCACGGAUAUACACUUGGUGGUGGCAGAUGUAGUGUCUGGAGAGACAUUGGAGAAACCCCUUACUCACUGCGGCAUAUUCAGGAUGGUUUCCUGUGUCGUCGUUCUCCGUUUGGUGCAUUUGCAAAUGGAGCGCUUCAUUGGCUUGAUAAAGAGCAAAAGAUCGUGUCCUUCGAUUUGGCAGAGGAGAAGUUCUACUUGCUCCCAUCACCACCUUUUGUCAGUGCUUUAGAUGUUACAAACAGUUUUGAACUUGAGGUUUUCGGAGGAUGCUUGUGUUUUAUUCAUCAAACGCAGGACAAAUUCUUAGAUAUAUGGUUCUUAAGGAAGAAAGAGGGGAGCAGUAGUUAUGACAUGAAUGAGCAAGAGUACGACUUACUGACAUGGAUCAAGGAGUUGAGUUUACCAAUUGAUGCAUUGCCAUUCGCCCUUACACAGAGUGGUAAAUUCCUAAUGUGGUACAAGUCUUCUACUAUCUGGUCUUAUGAUCCUAAGACUGCAACCAUGGAGAAGUUCUUGUUGGAUGGCAUUUUCUGCCGGGCAAUUCCUCACAUGAACAGCUUUGUUUCCCUUAAAGCUCUUGGAGAAAAGUGUCGGUCCAGAAAAAGAUAUGCUGCUAAUCCAACACCAGAGGAAUAUUUCGUAACACAGCAGAGAAAGGACAACGGAGAAUUUGAUGUCAUUCAGUUUUCGAUGCACUGA